AUGUCAAGUGGUACUAAUCGAUAUAAUAAUAGUUAUUAUUCAAGUCGAUAUAAUCCAUAUUUUCAAUCUCAACAAGGUAAAUCAUUAUCUUGUGCUAUUAUAGAUGAUGGUUAUUUACUUGAUAAAUUUCAUUAUUUAGAUUCAUUUAACAGUUAUUAUCAAGUAACAACAAGAGAGCAACAAUUUUCCAAUAUGUCAAGUACUAAUAAUAAUCGAAAUAUUCAUUAUCGUCAACCAACUGAAUAUAAUUCGGAUUUUCAAUCUCAACAAGGUAAAUCAUUACCUUGUGCUAUUAUAGAUAAUGAUUAUUUAUUUGAUAAAUUUGAUUAUUUAGGUUCAUUUAACAAUAAUUAUCAAGUAACAAUAAGAGAUCAACAAUUUCCAAAUAUAUCAAGUAGUAAUAAUCGAAAUAUUCCUGAUCAUUGUUCAAGUGAAAUUGUUGAUACGGCGAUAGUUGGCUAUGGUUAUCAAAACAUGAGUAGCAAUCUCAUGAUACAUGUGGACAAGGGACGAGUUUUUAGUAUGGUUCACAUUGGCGAAAAUCGUUUUUUUUUGUUUAACUUGUAA
Messenger RNA from Rotaria sp. Silwood1, 567 nucleotides. The record is from the annotation of a GenBank genome assembly. NCBI's taxonomy places the organism in Eukaryota, Metazoa, Rotifera, Eurotatoria, Philodinida, Philodinidae.